Messenger RNA from Anthonomus grandis grandis, 7635 nucleotides. RefSeq names its product F-box/LRR-repeat protein 14 (gene Ppa). The record is from RefSeq and is a predicted model, not a curated record. Gene Ontology annotation, cellular component: SCF ubiquitin ligase complex. Gene Ontology annotation, biological process: SCF-dependent proteasomal ubiquitin-dependent protein catabolic process. Gene Ontology annotation, molecular function: protein binding. The coding region runs from base 126 to 1520 and encodes 464 amino acids. The transcript has a single exon. NCBI's taxonomy places the organism in Eukaryota, Metazoa, Arthropoda, Insecta, Coleoptera, Curculionidae.
AGGUUCAGUUCGCGUUUAGCUUUUACCGAGUGGUCACCGCGACGCUAUCCGCCAAUUACGCACGUAACACCAUGAUUUGUGAAGUUUGAAAAGUGUUGAAUAAAUUAAAAAAAAAAAGUGGAAUCAUGAUGGAAGAUCCCACUCAGUUAGUGUACACGGAGCUUCCGCUCUCGAUGCUUUCUACGACCGCGUUAUUACGUAGUCACCAAUCGAGGUUCCAACCGUACCACCGUUUGCACCAGCCGCAAUUCUUCGCACCGAACAUCCGGUCGCACCAUCACGAUUACUUGUCGUUACACCAUAGAGGUUUAGAGCGACUCACUCAGGAACCAGAAGAGGAAGUAAGUGCAAUAGACCAGAGCCAACCACACAUUUCCUGUCUCUACCCAGAAAUCCUAACUAUUAUAUUUAGUUAUUUAGAUGUUAGGGAUAAAGGUAGGGUGGCACAGGUUUGUACCACUUGGAGAGAUGCCGCCUACCGUAAAUCAGUUUGGCAAGGAGUCGAGGCGAAAUUACAUUUAAGACGAGCGAACCCGUCCUUGUUCGCUUCCUUGGUCAAGCGAGGCAUCAAACGGGUUCAAGUUCUUUCGCUUAAGAGGUCGCUCCGUGACGUCAUACAGGGCAUUCCGAACCUAGAAUCUCUUAACUUAAGCGGAUGCUAUAACGUUGCUGAUGUAGGUAUAUCGCAUGCUCUUGUGAGUGAAGUAAACUCACUUACUGAGCUCAACUUGUCCCUAUGCAAACAGCUCACGGAUAACUCAUUAAGCAGGAUAGCGCAGUAUUUGAAGAACUUGGAGAUUUUAGAGCUGGGAGGUUGUAGCAAUAUCACCAACACUGGUUUAGUGCUAAUAGCGUGGGGGCUAAAGAACCUUAAGAGGUUAAACUUAAGAUCUUGCUGGCACGUGAGUGACCAAGGGAUCGGACAUUUAGCCGUGGGCAAUCAGUCUUUGGAGCACUUGGGGCUUCAAGAUUGUCAAAGGCUUUCGGACGAAGCUUUAAAGCAUGCCACAGGUUUAACGUCACUUAAGUCGUUAAACUUGAGUUUUUGCAUAAGCAUUACCGAUAGUGGGCUUAAGCAUAUCGCCAAGAUGCCAAACUUACGGGAGUUAAACCUUCGAUCAUGUGAUAAUAUUUCGGAUAUCGGGAUGGCGUAUUUGGCUGAAGGAGGUACCCGUAUAACGUCCCUGGACGUGUCAUUUUGUGACAAAAUCGGCGAUCAAGCUCUGGUGCAUAUUUCCCAAGGAUUGUACAAUCUAAAAAGUUUAUCUUUGAGUGCGUGUCAAAUAUCGGACGAGGGACUGGGUAAGAUUUCGUCCACCCUACAUGAACUAGAGACCCUUAAUAUCGGACAGUGUUCCAAGAUAACCGAUAACGGGAUAACUACGUUAGCGAAAUCGCUGACGCGGUUACGAUAUAUAGACUUAUACGGAUGUACGCGGAUUACCACUGUGGGACUAGGAAAUGUGAUGAAACUACCGAACUUGAGUAUCCUGAACUUAGGUUUGUGGCAUGUUAGGUGAAACUAAUAAUUGUUUAGCUAGGAUUUAUAUUAUAUAUUUUAUAACCGGUUAUUAAGGACGCCCGCAAGGUUUCUUAUUUCGUAAAUGCUCAAGGUCUUAAGCUUAAGUAUAUCUAGUUGUUAGCCAGAUACCAAAAAUGUCACGUUAUAGGUUUAAUAACAUUCCUAGAUGGUUUUUUAUGCUGUGGGAGCAAUUCUUUAAGUUAAUUGGCUCAGUAAUGUUAAAGAUGUGUGUUAAUUAAUAACGUUAUUAUUUUAUUAAGCUUAUGGCGAUAAGAUUAUAACGUUACAAAGUAAAUAUUUUUCUUACGAUUACUGUUGAAUGGAUUAAAACUGAAUUCCAACAUUCUUUUUAAAUAAUAUUUUUGAUCCUUUGAAAAACCUUAAAAAUGGGUUUUACCAUAGUAAAACCAGUUUUCUUAACUGUUUUUAAUGAUGUAGACUGAUACUGAUGAUGGUGCAAGAGGUCUUGCCCUGAAACAUGCGCAGUUCUAUAACCCUUUCAGGAGUUUUCCUUUGAAAUUUUCUUUUGCCUAAAUUCAACUUGAUUUAACAUUUUUGUUUUUAAUUUUCUAGUUUUUGAGAAAAAUUUAUAUUUCAAGGCAAAGAAUGAAAUGCUUGGUGACAAUUAUGACCAAUUAACUUGCGAACUUAUAAGACAUUUCGUAAGAAAACACGAAAUUUUUAAUAAUUCUACUUAGUCCACAAUGGCGAAUACAAUUAAUUCAGUAUAAUAUAGAAGUUAUGUAUACUUGCUCAUUAAAUUCAAUGGUCAAAAUUUGACUUUUAGUGAAUAUUUCUCGAACAUUUCUCAAGUCCAAUUUAGUCAACUUUAACAGUAUUUCGAUAAAACAAUUUAGGACAAUUCUGUGCUAUUAAUAAGCAUUCUGUUUUUCCACUUUUGGAUUUUCCCUGGACUCUAAUCAUAAUGGAAGUUUCGCCCAAAAACAUGCGCAUUUUUUCAUUCUGUAACGUUUGUUCAUUAAGUUUUUUCUAGAAAAUUACUAAUUGUCUUAAGGCAUUUUCGAUUUAAAUUGAUUCGACUUGAUCCUUUUUUUAAUAAGGUUUUAACUUUACUAAAUGAUACCAAGAAUGAUCAAUUGACUUGCAUACUUAAGUUAUUUCUUAAUAAGUGGUUAAACAUUCAACUUAAAUUUCAUUUUCUCUGAAAAAUUACCAAUUAUCUUAGGGUAUUUUCUAUUUGCCAGAUAUAGGUCAAUUUUUUUUAUUUAAAUCCGACUUAAUUUAUUUUUUUUAAUAAGGCUUAAAGUGUCCUCUAGACGAGUUUUUCAGGUUCAAAACAAAAAUAAUCAAUUAACUUGCAAACCUAUAAGUGAUUUACCAAUAAAUUCGUAAAAGUUUCCUUUAAACAACUACCAAAUAUUUUUUAUUUCUCUGACUUGAAUUAAUUUUUUUUAAAUUGAGGUUUAAACUUUAUUGUGUGUCCUCUGAACGAUUUUUUUAGGUUCAAAGCAAGAAUGACCAACUAACUUGCCAACUUAUGAGCGAUUUGCCAAAUCAUUCUUACGAAUUCGGCUUGAUUUAAUUUUUUUUUUAGAUUCUUUAAAUUUUCGUAUUAAAUUUCUAGCUGUUUAAAAAGUCAAGAAUUAUGGCAUUUUUUGCAUAUAAAUUUUUUAUCAAUAAAAAGUAAUUUUUGUAGGUUUAUAAGCUUACUUAUGGACUAUGUAUGCUUAUUAAAGAGCAGGAACACAGAAAAGUUACUUUAAAAUGCUUGGCAUACAAAAAAAAACAAUCUUGAAUACAUGAAACUGCCCACAAAUGCCUGGAAUAAAAUAAAAAAUUACUCUAGAAGUCUGAAACAUAAGGAGUAUUAAUAAAAAUACCUGGAGUGCCUAAAAAAUUAACCCAAGCGUGGAAUAGCCUAAAAAUGUCUCCAAGGGCCUGGACUAGAAUGAAACGUGACUCUAAAGGCCUGGAAUAUGAGAGAAAUUAAUUCCCAAGGCCUGAAAGACGUAAAAUAUGCCUUUAAAUGCCUGGAAUAAAUUAAAAAAUUACUUCGAAAGCCUGGAAGACAAAAAAUUUCUCGAAUAGACUGAGAAGUGACGUCAAAGUCCAGGAACACCAAAAGUUAAUUCCAGAUGUAUGGAACACAUAGGAAUUUUUUUCUUAAUAAAAAAAACUUUAAACUUUCACUUCUUAAGCAAAAUUAUAUACCUCAAUAGCCUGGAAAAAAUAACUAAUUAUCUAUGUUUCUAUUUGCCUUAAAAGUUUGUAAAUUGGAAAAUGCCACCCGUGUCAAUUUCUACUUUGAUUUACUGCAAGAAAAAAUACAAAUUUACGCGUGUUCAUUGAAAGCAAUUUCCUACUGUCAACAAAACAACCCAAAGCACGCAGUAAUUAAUUUAUCAGUUAUUUAAUAUUUGCUCAUAAAAUAAACCAUUUAAUGUUUUUUUUAAUUUUAUGACAAUUAAAUGCCAUUUCAAUAAAAAAAGAAACAUAUAAACCGUGAUUUUAAUCCCAAAGCGAUUUUCCAAUUUUUGAAAUAAUAGAAAAAUCGAGUAAAUGGAUAAACAAAAUCUAGUGUAUUUUAAUUCCUGGUCGGCCUAUUUGCAAAUAUAAGAAAUUUGGAAAAAUAUUGAAGUAAUCAAGGUUUGUCUUAUUUUAGAAAUUAAUUAAAAUAAGACACUUAAAAUCUUGAUUAUUUUUUUUAUUAUUUCUAGACAUUUAAAGUAUAGUUAUCAUUUGCUUUACGUUUAGUAAAAUGAAAGGUUUAUUACAAUUUUAUUCUAGGUAGUGGCGCAUUUUCUCGAAACUCUUCUUUCGGACAUGUUUUGGUUCUUUAUUUAACAUAACUUAAAUUAGUUAUUUUUUUAUACUAAGAAAGUUUCUUAAUAGCUGAAAUUUAUUUGCCUUUAAGUACCUGAGAAAAGGGGUCAGCUGCCCAAAUCUAAUAAACCAGGUAUUAACUGCCUAAAAAAAUUAAAUCAAUAUUUUAAUUCCCUAGAAAAAAUAUUGUCACAUUGGCCCAAAACAUCAAGUGUCUGGAAAAAAACGGCUUGGUAAAAAAAAUCUAGAGAAGUAAAAUCAAUACUUGAAUUUCCUGGAUAAAAAGAGAUAACUGUCCAGGAUGUGUUAUAUUUUUUUAACUAAUUUUAAUGUUUUUUUUUCUAUUUUAUUCCAUUAUUCUGUUUUUAUAACAGUUAUCUCUUAGUUCUUAGAGAAAUUCGAUAAAAAAUGGUAAAUUACUUUAGACCCAAGAAUAUUUUAUCCACUGGAAAAAAUAUGAAAAUAAUAAUCAAUCAUUGAAGAAUAUUAUACAGCGUAUCUCUUAAUGCUUUUAACAACACAGAACUUGGUAGAAAAAAUCAAAAAGCGUUUUUUGACGUUAUUUUCGAAACUGAUCCCGAUUAAUUCACUCCAAGAAUCUACCCUCAAUUUUUAAUACCCUCUUCAAUUAAUGUAAAAAGAAAAGUGUUUUUUAAUUGUAAAAAAAAUUUAAAAAAUUAAAAGGGAUAGUUUCUCGGGAGUGAAUUAAGCAGGAAUAGUUUUAAAAAUAAUUUGAGUAUCGCCUCUCAUGGAAACUGAAUUUUAUAAUUUUUUUUAUUUUGCAAUGCAAGAAAGUGAUACACUGUUAAACGCAUUUUGGGACCUUAUGUUAUUAAACUCCUAAGAAACUACCUGCAAUUUUUUUUAUUUUUUAAAUAGCCUCCUUAAUUGUGAAUAUAAUAGAAAAAGUGUGUUUUGAUUGUAAAGAAGUAAAAAAAUUUAAAAAGAAGUAGUUUUUCGGAGACGAGGAUUACGCAGGUGUAGUUUUAAAAAUAAUUUGAUUAUUGUCUUUCAUAAAAUACGAAUUUUUUAAUAUUUCUUUUAAUUAUUUUUUAAUUUUACUUUUUAUUAUUUUUUUUAUUGUGAAAAACGGCAAAGUUCUACACUAUUAAACGCAUUUUGAGUCUCCUUACAUACAUGGCAAAGACCAUAAACUAAACUAUCAAAUUUAUAUUCGAGUCUCUUCUUCUGUUCUUAGGAAUUCUUGGAUUUUUUUAAAUAGAGUCAUCGCAAGUCGUUCUUCCGAUGCUUGGUUUAGUACUAACUGCAAAAUUCCAUAUUUAAUUUUAACGUUUUUAGAAUUUCAUUGAUAUUCAUCUUUUACUACAAUCUCCAUCAUUGAAACUAAUUCUAUGAUUGUCCGUCUUCAUGGCUGAGGAUAAAUAGGUUUUUACCUGAAUUUUAUUCCGUAAAAUUUAUUACACUGAAAUAUUUAUCAAUAUCAUCUUUAUGCUUAUUGAAAAUUCAUCAAUUGUGGUUUGGGUAAAGGAUAAAUUUUUCUGAAAUAUAUAAGAUUAGAAAAAGAAGAAUUCCGAUAACUAUAAUAAAUUCGAGAAUAGGAGUUGUUUUGAAUGCCAUUACUAUUAAGGAAGGAAUAUUACUUUUAGAAUCAUGAAAUUAAUUAUUUAUAUUAAUUUUUUUAUUGUUCUCCUUCAUAACACUUCUCUUUCAAGAUUUUUUAUAAGGAAUGCAGAAACUUUGACUGGUUCUUUAACAGAAUGAAAGGUGGGUGAUUCUUAGUUAGAGAUAUGAGUGUUUUAUAUCAUGAACUUAACUAUUAUGAGAACAAUAUUUAAAGAACAUAUGGCAAAUUACGUAUGCAAUAAUUAUUAAGAAAGCGACAGAAUUCACGUAACAAUGAUGCUAAUUGAAAAACUUAAGGACUCUCAAGAGUUGAUCAUAAAGAUAUUUUUGAGUUAUUAUUAUCGAGGAAAGUUUGUUGUUUUUAGAAGCAUGCAACUGGUCAUUUAUUAUUGAUAAUAAUUUCUUGUUGUUCUUAUGCAUAGGAUUUAAUUUUCUUCAUAUAUGUUUUGAGGGAUUUGACAAGAGCAUGCAGUCAUUUGUGUUGUUUUAUUUGUACUUUAAAAGACUUGGUGUACUUGUAAUUUUUGAUGGAAUAUUUCUAAUAGACCUCAGAAAUAUAAUGGUCUCGUAAAAUAAAUUUCUAUAUAAGAUUUUUAAGAAAAAUAUGCUAAGGCAAUCAGUUGAUUUAUAAUAUCAAGAGUUUUCAGGAUUCUUUAUUAUCCUCCCUCAAAAAAAUAAACAAUAUUAUAUUUCUGAAAUUUGCUAAAAGAACUUGACUAAUGUACUAAAAAAAACAGACUAGGUGUAUUUUUACAAGAUUUAUACCUUGUCUAAUCCAAACAUGUAUUCACACACCAUCCAAACACAAUCCAUUUAACAUUUUUUAACUAAUAAAAAUAAGACCAGUAAUAUUAGUGGAUUUUUUGCGCUUACUGCACUAACAAAGUAUUAGGGCUGUAAAUACAUAGCGAUAAAAAUACAUUAAGCAAUCAAAUAAAGGGUUUUUAUACUGUGUAUACUAAGUAAUCGCAAGUAAAUGCCUAAAGCGUCUAAUUAUUGUUUCAAGUUGAUCAGAGAUCAUUCAAGAAAACGGUUAUGUGUAUUUUUUAAAUAAAUAUGCAACUUAAAAUCAUAUUUUAAGUGGAGUUUUCAUGCUAAGAACUUUUUAAAAAUUCCUUAUAUAAUGCUCCCUAGCAUAAACCCACCCUUCAAGAAACCUUUCGGACGUCCAUAACAGGGGUGAGUUGACAUAGGGCGUUUACAUGCUAAGCUCUUAAAAGUGAGAAUUUCUUGUUACCGUAUAUAUUGUGCAUAUAUUUCUAAUAUAGUUUGUGAACGUUCAAUGUGAUCCCAUCCUGAAGCAAGUGUAUACAUUAAUUAUAUACGCGAGAGCUGUGAUAGUUUAAAACGAAUGACGUAACCUGUUUAAACUAGUAUAAAAAAAUUAUACGAAUAGGGUAAAAUAUUAAACAAAUUAUUAAUUGUUUUUUUGUUUAUUUUGGAGACGGUGCUAACGCUUAGGAAUUUUUUAUUUUGUUACAUAUCAGAUUUAAUUUUUUUCUUUUCAUUUUCGUACUGACGCUCAGGCUUCAGCACCGUUUCUAUUUUAAAACAUGUAUCGAUCAUCUUCCUCAUUGUCUUUUCGAACAAAAAAUGUCAUAUGCAGAGAGGUUUUUUUAUGUUAAAAAAAAGUCUUGGGACCAUUGAUAUUACUGUUUUGUUAAAUCGUAUUAUGUUUCCAUGUUUCCAACGAUUUUUUUUAUUAUGUUUAAAGUUUGACGAUAAUAAAUGAUGUUUUAUUUGAA